Molecule: messenger RNA, 4627 nt
Organism: Micropterus salmoides (largemouth bass)
Lineage: Eukaryota; Metazoa; Chordata; Actinopteri; Centrarchiformes; Centrarchidae
Product: NACHT, LRR and PYD domains-containing protein 12-like
Exons: 13
Coding region: 123-3614 (1163 amino acids)
Molecular function (GO): metal ion binding; protein binding
Source: RefSeq, a predicted model, not a curated record
GUUUCAUUAGAUCACGGUGGAAACCUGGAACUGAAAGUGUUCAGUCAGUUUAGACUCCAUUUUGGGAGGACAGAGCAGGAGGAAAACUGAAGGCUGAGGCAGGCCUGACUGAAGUCCAGAAGAUGAGUGGUUGUGUGGAGGAAGAGGAGGACAGAGCAGAGUCUCCAGUAUGCAGCUGUCUGUCCUUGAAGAGUGACCGGUCCAAAUCCAAUUUUCCUCCAUACUUCAGUAAUGAACCUGGACCCUCAGACACAAAAGACAGACAGAGAGCAGAGUCUGCAGUAUCCAGCUGUCUGUCUAUGAAGAGUGACCGGUCCAAUGUGUUCUAUCUUCCAGACUUCAGUAAUGAACCUGGACUAACAGACACAAAAGAGAGGAAGAGGAGUCAUGUUUCUGUGGAGGAGCAGCCGUCCUGCUGUGCUUUGUGUCAGGACGUCCUGAAGGAUCCAGUUUGUACCAGCUGUGGUCAAUGGUUCUGCAGACAGUGCAUCACCUCAUACUGGGACCAGUCUGCUUCACCAGGAGACUCCGCCUGUCCUCUUUGUGGAGAGAGAUCCAGAACAAGAGCUGGACUGCAGACAGCCAGUCAGAGCAGCUCUGUACAAAUGAGUGGUGGUCUGCAGGAGGUUUUAGAUGAACAUAAGAUCAGUCUGAGGAGGAGAUGUGAAUGUGUGACUGAAGGAAGUGAUGCAACAGGAAGUAGAACCCUCCUCAAAAGGAUCUACACUGAGCUCUACAUCACAGAAGGACAGAGUGAAGAGGUUAAUACCCAACAUGAGGUGAGGCAGCUUGAGACAGCUGCCAAGAUGGAGACCCUCCAUGAAACUCCAAUCAAGUGCCACGACAUCUUUAAAGCCUUACCUGACCAACAAAGACCCAUCAGAGUGGUUCUGACCAACGGCAUCGCUGGUGUUGGAAAAACCUUCUCAGUGCAGAAGUUCACUCUGGACUGGGCAGAGGGCUUGGAAAACCAAGAUGUUAGUCUGCUGGUUCUGCUCUCAUUCAGGGAGCUGAACUUGAUGAAAGAUGAGCAGUACAGUCUUCUCACGCUGCUCCAUGUUUUCCAUCCAACAUUACAGAAGGUCCCAGCAGAGAAGCUCACUGUCUGUAAACUGUUGUUCAUCUUUGAUGGCCUGGAUGAAAGCAGACUUUCCUUAGAUUUCCACAACAAUGAGGUUGUGUCUGAUGUCACACAGAAGUCAUCAGUCAACUUGCUGCUGACAAACCUCAUCAACGGGAAUCUGCUUCCCUCGGCUCUGGUCUGGAUAACUUCCCGACCUGCAGCAGCCAACCAGAUCCCUCUAUCAUGUCUUGACAGGGUAACAGAAGUACGAGGCUUCACUGAUGCCCAGAAGGAGGAGUACUUCAGGAGGAGAGUCAGUGAUGAAGAGCUGUCCAGCAGAAUGAUCUCACACAUCAAGACAUCCAGGAGCCUCCACAUCAUGUGUCUAAUCCCAGUCUUCUGCUGGAUCACUGCUACAGUUCUAGAGCACAUGUUGAGUACAGACCAGAGAGGAGAGCUGCCCAAGACCCUGACUGACCUGUACUCACACUUCCUGCUGGUUCAGACACAGAGGAAGAAGCAGAAGUACGAUGAGGGACAUGAAACAAGUCUGAUGGAGACGGACAGGAAGGUUCUUCUUAAGCUGGGGAGGCUGGCGUUUGAACAUCUGGAGAAAGGAAACAUCAUGUUCUACCAAGAAGACCUGGAGCAGUGUGGUCUUGAUGUCACAGAGGUCUCAGUGUACUCAGGAGUUUGUACAGAGAUCUUCAAAAGAGAGAGUGUGAUCUUCCAGAAAACAGUCUACUGCUUUGUUCAUCUGAGCGUUCAGGAGUUUCUGGCUGCAGUCUACGUGUUCCACUGUUACACCAACAGGAACAUAGAGGUACUGGAGGCAUUUCUGAGGGAAAAACAUGUUGAUUCAGCCCUUGAUGUCUUCCUGAAGGGAGCAAUGAUGAAAUCCCUUCAAAGUAAAAAUGGCCAUCUGGACUUAUUUGUUCGCUUCCUUCAUGGCCUCUCUCUGGAGUCCAACCAGAGACUCUUAGGAGGCCUGCUGGGUCGGACAGACAACAGUCCAGAAAUCAUCCAGAGAGCCAUCAAUAACCUGAAGAAGAUGAACACAAAAACCUCUCCUGACAGAAGCAUCAACAUCUUCCACUGUCUGAUGGAGAUGAACGACCACUCAGUACAUCAGGAGAUCCAAGCGUUCCUGAAGUCAGAGAACAGAUCAGAAAAAGAACUCUCUGAGAUCCACUGCUCAGCUCUGGCCUACAUGUUGCAGAUGUCUGAGGAGGUUCUGGAUGAGUUGGACCUGCAGAAGUACAACACAUCAUACCAGGGACGACAGAGACUGAUUCCAGCUGUGAGGAACUGCAGAAAUGCUCGACUUUCCUUCUGUGGACUCUCAGAGACUCACUGUGAAGUUGUGGCCUCAGCUUUGAAGUCUAACCCCUCCCAUCUGAGACUGCUGGACCUGAGUCACAACAAUUUGCCGGAUUCAGGAGUGAAGCUGCUGUCUGCUGGACUGGAGAGUCCAAACUGUAGAGUGGAGACUCUGGGAUUGAUUCGCUGCAGUUUGUCAGAGAUCAGCUGUGCUUCUCUGGCCUCAGCUUUGAAGUCCAACCCCUCCCAUCUGAGAGAGCUGGAGCUGAGUGACAACAAGCUGCAGGAUUCAGAGGUGAAACUGCUGUGUGGUUUUCUGGAGAGUCCACAAUGUAGACUGAAGACUCUGGGAUUGAGUAUUUGCAGUUUUUCAGAGAUCAGCUGUGGUUCUCUGGCCACAGCUCUGAAGUCCAACCCGUCCCAUCUGAGAGCACUGCACCUGAGUGACAACAAGGUUCAGGAUUCAGGAGUGAAUCUGCUGUGUGAUUUUCUGGAGAGUCCAAGCUGUAGGAUAGAGACUCUGAGAUUGUGGGAUUGCAGUUUGUCAGAGAUCAGCUGUGCUUCUCUGGCUUCAGCUCUGAAGUCCAAUCCCUCCCAUCUGAGAGAGCUGGAGCUUGGUGGAAACAAGCUGCAGGAUUCAGGAGUGAAGCUGCUGUGUGGUUUUCUGGAGAAUCCACACUGUAGACUGGAGACUCUGAGAUUGUGGGGCUGCAGUUUGUCAGAGAUCAGCUGUGCUUCUCUGGCCUCAGCUCUGAAGUCCAACCCCUCCCAUCUGAGAGAGCUGGACCUGAGUGACAACAAGCUGCAGGAUUCAGGAGUGAAGCUGCUGUGUGAUCUUCUGGAGAGUCCACACUGUAGACUGGAGACUCUGAGAUUGUGGGAUUGCAGUUUGUCAGAGAUCAGCUGUGCUUCUCUGGCUUCAGCUCUGAAGUCCAACCCCUCCCAUCUGAGAGAGCUGGAGCUGGGUGGAAACAAGUUGCAGGAUUCAGGAGUGAAGCUGCUGUGUGGUUUUCUGGAGAAUCCACACUGUAUACUGGAAGCUCUGAGAUUGUGGGGCUGCAGUUUGUCAGAGAUCAGCUGUGCUUCUCUGGCCUCAGCUCUGAAGUCCAGCCCCUCCCAUCUGAGAGAGCUGGAGCUGAUUAACAACAAGCUGCAGGAUUCAGGAGUGAAGCUGCUGUGUGAUCUUCUGGAGAGUCCACACUGUAGACUGGAGACUCUGAGAUGGAAGUGAUCUCUGUCAGAGUGUGAGUGAUGAGAAAGGUGGUGGUGUUGAGAGGGGUUCAGUUGUGUCCUGACGAUCCAGAGAGGUUGAAGCAGCAGCAGCAGCUUGUGUGUGGAGAAGCUCUGACUGGGCCUUGUUACUGGGAGGUAGAGUGGAGAGGAGAGGAGAGCUUCAUCCAGCAGUGACUGACAGAGGAAUCACAACAGUGCUGCAGUCUGAACUGCUCUGAGAUCAGCUCCACUGUCAGACACAAAGUCAAGUCCACCAUCAUCCCUGUGUGUUCCUCUGAAUGUGACCAUCAGUGGAUCUGGACUGCUCUGCUGCUGCUCUGUCACAGUUUCUGCAGACACACUGAGACUCCUCCACUCCUUCUGCUCCACACUCAGCCAUCUCCUCCAGCUGGACCUGGACUUUAUUUCGGUCAGAUAUUAUUGAUAUUAUUAUUAGUGCAGAAUUAUAUAUUUGUUUACUUUUAAAAUAGUCUAUUUUACGAGUAUAUCCCAACAGAUUGUGUUGUUGCAGAAAACUGAACUAAAGAACUGCAAAGUCUGCUGACACUUAUCUGCAGGUUUGUCACUAUGAAAGACCUCUUUCACUUUCACGUCGUUAUCUAAUCCAUUGUUAAUAUGAAAAUAUUGAUUACAGUCGUUUUUAGUCACUGAUAUGUAUCUGGAUGUUAGUGAAAAGCCAGUGGUGUUUUAAACCUUGAUGACACACUGAACACCAGAACAUUUUAAUAACUUGUUAUAGGAUAUGUUUUUAUUUUGACAUUAAAUUAAUCAGCAAAAAAAAUAUAUGUAAGUACUAACUCUAAACUUUAGUGUCAUUAUUAGUGAUUAAGAUUAUUUACUUGUGUAUAUUUGUCCUGUUUUCUCAUUUCAGUUUAUAUUGUUGCAGAACGAACACAAAUCCUGAUAUUCAAAUCCCAUCUUCCUUCUCAUGUAAUGAAAACUUCCCUAAUCAUAAUAUAAAUAUAAAUGUCCUGCAUGUUGGUAUAAAUAAAGCCCAGUUAUUGAAUUACU